GUUCGUAGCAUGUUCAUCAGACUGCACUCCAUUGGACGCAUCGGCAUGGACAACAGCAGCGCGUGGUCGGGCCUUGAGCUCACGAUGGAGGAGUGCGAGAUCCUCGACGUCAUCUGCCCAUCGGCGUCGUCCCCGAGCUCCGAGUCGUCGGACGAGCAGCAGCGCAAGCGGCGCCACGCCGCCAAGCUCGCCACGCAACGCACACAGCGCCACCGCAAGAAGCAGCAGGACGAGCUCAUGUACUUGAAGCGCAAGGUCGACGAGCUGCAAGCCCAACUCAAGCAGCUUACCGUAUCACAGAAGGCGCUUUCUGCCGAGCCAGCGAGCAAGUGGGAGAAGCUGGCCAGGGACGAGCGCAAGCGCCAGCAAGACGUGUCGAGUGAGAACAGCCGCCUCAAAGCGGCCGUCGAAGAGCAGGUUCAGUUUGCUGAGUGCCUCGUCGAGAUGAUCAAGAAGCGGCCGCGUCUGACGCUCGCAAAUGAAGAAACCCGGGACCAGUGGAAGCUUCUGAAGCUCGUGGCCGAGCCCACUGCGCGCCUCGAAGCGAUCCACGCCAUCGCCGACCGCGAGUACGCCAAGAUCGAUAGUGUCUUCAUCGAGGCUGGUAUCGUCGACGUCGGCGCCGGGGAUCGCCGGCGCGCCAUGCCAGUCAUGCUCAGCAACGGCGACAUUGAAGUGCAGGAGAUUGUCUACGGCCGCUUUGCGGUGCCGCUCUUCAUCGUGGCCGAGGCGGCCUGGGACGUGCUUCGCGGUGCAGUUGAGCUCCAGGCUUUUCCAGGCCACUACACGAUCGUCGAAGAUGUCGACGCCUCGACGUCAUACAUCAACGCGCUCUGUCUCCACGAGCUCGGCAACUCGCAGUCGCGGGCCAUUGUCAAAAAAUACAUGGAGUCGCCGUCACGCUGCGUCAUUGUCUGCCGAAGUGUCAUGGAAGACGACGCCAAGCCCCUCGACCCUGCGUACGACGUUUGCGACGAAGUCAUGUGGCUCUCCUUGGAUAUGGACGAGGCCGGCGUCGCUCUCGGGCGCUUUGUCCAGAAAGCUCGACUGCGUCCGGGUGAGCUCGGUGCAGGCGGCGUUGUGCCUGACUAUUUGAUGGACGCCUUCACAGAGAGCACCAAGACGUUUGAGAAUGCGAUCAAAACUCGGAUUGAAAAGCUCAUGGGCGGCUGCUGCCAACCAUGGACGGUGUAA
Molecule: messenger RNA, 1194 nt
Organism: Saprolegnia parasitica CBS 223.65
Lineage: Eukaryota; Oomycota; Saprolegniomycetes; Saprolegniales; Saprolegniaceae
Exons: 1
Coding region: 10-1194 (394 amino acids)
Source: RefSeq, a predicted model, not a curated record